UAUUUCCCUCAAAGUUAACGCACCGCGCAGUUCUGUGAAUGUCUCCUUCCUUUUAAAACCGCUGCUAUUAGACAUAAACGGGGCCAAAGGAAACUUUUAUCUAAAUUAAUGGGAUAUACACAUUUUGCCGUAAGAAGAUUCGCUUUUCGCUGUACUAAAGACGAUUAGAAUAUCGCAAUGUCUCGAGUAGCGGAUUUGUCGAAACUUCGCGAGGAGAGGAUGAGAGAAAUCAGUCAGAGGAAUAAAGAGAAGGAGCGCAUGAGGGAGCGGGAGAGAGAAGCCAGAGAUCGCGAGGCGCGCUACAGUAAUGGCCACCUCUUCAACUCUCUCACCGUGUCUGGAACCACGCUCUGCUCGGCCUGCAACAAGAGCAUCACCGCUAAGGAGGCCCUCAGCUGCCCGACCUGUAACGUCACCAUCCACAACCGCUGCAGGGAUACACUACCAAACUGUGUCAAAAUGAAACAAAAGCAACAGAAAAUGGCGCUGAUAAGGAACAACUCGGCCUAUCAGAAUGUGACUCUGAGGAAUAGAGUCCAAUCAAAGGAUCGGCCAAAUUCUGCCAUCUACCCAUCAGACAGUCUUCGCCAGUCACUUCUCGGCGCCCGUCGUGGGCGGUCUUCUCUCUUACUUUCCAAAAGCGUCUCCACCAAUAACAUUGCAGGGACUCUGAAUGAUGACUCUCCUCUGGGGCUGCGCAGGAUCUUGUCUCAAUCCACAGACUCACUCAACUUCAGGAGCAGAACCAUGUCCAUGGAGUCACUCAAUGAUGAGGGAGAGUGCUACUUCACCUCUCUGCUGGAUGAUCUGGAGUUUGAAGGUCGGGAAUUUGAAGCAGAUUCCUGGAGCAUGGCGGUAGAUUCCACCUACUUGCAAACCCACCGUAAAGAUGUUAUCAAGAGACAGGACGUCAUCUACGAGCUGAUCCAGACGGAGCUCCAUCACGUUCGGACGCUGCGGAUCAUGGAUGGUGUAUUCAGGCGGGGGAUGCUGGAGGAGGUGCAGCUGGAGCCGGGGGUCGUGCAUGCUCUGUUCCCCUGCCUGGAGCGCCUGUUGAUGCUUCACACGCACUUCCUCACACAGCUCCUCGCGCGCCGCACUCAAAGCCUGCAACCUGACAGCGCAUACAAUUUCACCAUCAAUCAGAUCAGCGAUUUGCUAAUACAACAGUUCUCAGGUCAGUCUGCUGACGAGAUGCUGAAGGUGUAUUCUGAGUUCUGCAGUCGUCAUAUGAAGGCCGUCAAACUCUACAAAGAGCUGCUGGCCAGAGACAAGAGACUGCAACACUUUAUACGGAGGGCGAGUCGGGGCCCUCUACUGCGUCGUCACGGGUUCCAGGAGUGCAUCCUAUUGGUCACUCAGCGCAUCACCAAAUACCCCGUCCUGUUGCAACGUAUCUAUGAUAACACCAAAGACAAUCCAGAGGAAGCUGCAGGUCUGUCUCAGGCACUGUCUUGUAUACGGGAGCUGCUCUGUGGGGUGGACCAGCAGGUGUUGGAGCUUGAAAGGACACAGCGGCUGCAGGAGAUCCGAUCCAGGGUCGACCCGCGGGCCGAAGCCAAACUCCGCUCCGGAGCCCUGUUUAGACCGGCUGAACUGCACCGCAGACAGCUGAUACACGAAGGCACGCUGCUCUGGAAAACGCCCAGCUCUCGCCUCAAAGAUGUUCAGGUUAUGCUGAUGACUGAUAUUCUAGUAUUCUUGCAAGAAAAAGAUCAACGGUUCAUCUUUGCCAGUUUGGAUAAAUCUGCUGUGGUCUCACUGCAGAGUCUCUUGGUCCGAGACAUAGCCAAUCAGGAGCGAGGCUUGUUCCUGAUCAGCAGUGAGUCCAGCCCACCUGAGAUGUACGAGCUUUACGCUGCAUCUAAAGAUGACAGAAACACCUGGAUACGGCUCAUACAGCAAACCAUCAGCAGCUGUCCAUCAAGAGAAGAAUUCCCUCUUAUAGAAACAGAGGACAAGGCCCUUCUGCGAAGACUCAAAGCUGAUAUCCAGCAGAAGGACAGGGAGGUGUUAGAGCUGCUUCAGGAGCGGGUCACCCUGUUCUCUGACUUGGCGGAGGUCAUGGGAGGUUAUGAGGUCAUGCUGCCAUCCUGUUCCAGAAACCUGUUCAGAGCCGAGUCUCCUCAGGCGACUCACGGGGAACAGCUGCUCACACAGGCCAUAACUGAGGUGGACAGAUUGACAGAGCUGCUAUUAGGAUCCAAUUUUGAGGUUCCUCUGCCCUGCAGUUCCAACGGCCAUCACAACCACGCUGGAGCGCUAGUAAUCAAUGGACAAGAGGUAUUAGUCAAUGGCUCUCAGGAGAACCAAGCUGCUCAGGAUGGAAAUGGGAAUCAAAUGGAGGACAAGACACCAAGUGAGGAGGUGUCACAGAGGCUGGUGAAUCUCAGUGCUCAGUUACACGCUCUGCAGGGUGUGGUGAUACGACAGGACUCCAUCUUAGAGCUCUGCCUACGAGAGAGCUCCGUCUCCCCGGCCACCGCAGGGGUUCGUACGGUGCGCUCCCUGUCCCGGGAUGGAGCGAGUGACGUUGGCUCUCUGGGAGACCUGGCCCUGCUUCAACGGCAGCACAGUCUGCUGCAGGAGGAGCUGGGACGCCUCAGGGGAGCCGAGGGUAGACUCAGGGACAGCGAGAGAGCCAGAGCCCAGCUGGAGAAACAGCUCAGGGAUCUUAAGACCAAUAGCGCUGCUCUAGGGGAUGGAGCUGGAAGUGCAGGCUCUAAGGCCCCAUCAACUCGCAGAGAGAGCGAUACCGACCCUAAUACUGACACCCCAUUGGCUAGCCAGGAAUUGAUGGACCAAUCAGAUGGCCUGCAGGAAUGCAGCGAUGUGGAAGUGGAUGUGAUAUCUGAUGAUGAUGAUGAUGACAAUGAUGACGACGAGGUGGAUUCGAGGGUGUCUCCCCGUUCAGAAAGUCCCAGAGAUCUGCAGGACAUUCCUGAAGAGAGUGAAUCCUCCUCAGACCCUCGGGACCGUGAGGCCUCACACUGCUAAUGUUUUUUCAAUCCUCAACCCAAGACUGGCCCGUUGUCUGAUGGAACUAUAGACUAUAGACUCCAUGAGCAGUCUUGUGUAGUUCAUGAAUAUUCAUUUCAUUUUAUACAUACAGUAUUUAGUUGUAUCCAGUAAUUUUGCUUACAGCUUCUGUGUGGCCGUUUAUGACAUGUUAAUAUUCAACACGUCUUCUCCUUGGAAUCCAAUCAUAUGGCUUUUGACAUCCAUGGAACAAUAAGGAAAUGCCAAAGCAUCGUGAUGGAGAUGGAGUCCGGCAAAUCAUGGGACUUUGCACUUGAUAGCGGCAUGAAACAGCCUUGGGAGUCUUUGAGAAGCAACAUUCUUUAAGAAUCUUAAAAUCAACCAAAUCAACCAAACAUAACUGAUCCAGCUCAAGGGUACCGG
Carassius carassius (crucian carp) is the source of this 3402-nucleotide messenger RNA. RefSeq names its product Rho guanine nucleotide exchange factor (GEF) 1a (gene arhgef2a). Gene Ontology annotation, biological process: actin filament organization; regulation of Rho protein signal transduction; positive regulation of neuron differentiation. Gene Ontology annotation, molecular function: guanyl-nucleotide exchange factor activity; microtubule binding. Gene Ontology annotation, cellular component: ruffle membrane; cytoskeleton. The transcript is spliced from 22 exons. NCBI's taxonomy places the organism in Eukaryota, Metazoa, Chordata, Actinopteri, Cypriniformes, Cyprinidae. The record is from RefSeq and is a predicted model, not a curated record. The coding region runs from base 178 to 2997 and encodes 939 amino acids.